CACAGAAUGAUAAAACAGUUUUUGCUAUGUUGUACAUUCGUAAGACGGAGACAACACAGCGCGUGUGACGUCCUCUUAAAACUAGAGCAUUAAACUGUAAAGUUAGGUUUUGACCAUACGUCCUGUUAAAAAACCAAAUUGCACCACCUGUAAAGGUAAAACCAGUAUUAUAAUCGAGCCCUGAACCACAGAAUAGGUGAAUAGCCAAUAGUUGGACUGGAUGGAGGUAUUUUCGAUUUUAGAAUAUCACGGUGUGGUUUGAAAACUACCGUUGUUAUAACCGAAAUUAUAACUAGCAUGCGGGCCACUCUAUUGCAAAUUGUAGGUAAUUAGCAAAAAUACCGUAUGUAUUUUUAUAACUUAAAAUUUAUAUUAUCAUAAUAAUUACAAACACAAUUUUUAAAAUAGAUGUAUAAUUUUCAUGGGUUAAAACACUUGAAGAGCACGUCUUUUAAACUCACCGAAAAUAAUAAUUACCGUGGUAGUGUUCUCAGAAUUUGCUAGGCAUAACCGGUAAUACCGUAGAUACCUGUAGUAAAAAAAUUAAAAUACUGGAUACCGGUAUUAAAAUUUGAAAUACCUCCAGCGCACUCAGCAGCUAUCCAGCCGAUGGAUAUUAUUUGCACUCCAUGUCAAGCACAACUCGCAAAUAUAUGACUAUCAACGGUAUAAGGCUCGUUAAAUCAAAUCCAUCUAUGGCUGGCUGGUAGUGCGGACUGAGGGUCAUAGAAUUAUAGAAAUUCAUACGAAUACGCUGGUAAAAUGAUAUAAUAUUGAAAUAUUCUAUAGCCGCUUUAUGUACGCAGCUGCUGUGGUGUAAAUAACACAUUAAAAUAUUAUACACACUAAUUAGUUACCUACAGAGAGUUUACUGCGCAUCGUACAGGUAAAGUUCGUACUCGAAAAUAUUUUUUUCGUGAAUCAAAAUAAAUUCUAUACUAUAUCCCCGAAGUUACCUUGUCGGCGAAUUCAAUACCUACCUGCCUUUUUACCGAAAUAAGUCGCGGGCCAUGUAAUUUACAUAUUAUAUAAAUUACAGAUAAACCUUACCCGAAUAACUGCAGCCCGCGGCCGGUAUAAAAUAAUAUUGUUUUAAAACGAAAUGGCUACUCAGAUAGAAGAAACUCUGAAGAGAAUUCAAACCAGUGACGGUGUCAUCGGCUUCGUAAUAGUUAAUAACGCUGGCAUCCCGAUUAAAUCCAACAUGGACGAUGCAAUGUCCGUCCGGUACGCUGGAUUAGUGCAGCAGCUAAUCGCAACAUCACAAACCGCGAUCAGAAAAGACGACGCGACUGAUAAACUGACGUACCUGCGGUUGCGUACCAAACAUAACGAGAUCAUAGUCAUACCAGAUAAACAUUAUACCAUGGUGGUAAUUCAAAAACCAACUGGCUCUAGAUCACCAAUGUAAAAUUGGCUAAAAAUUGCUAUAUUAAUGUUUAUAAUAUAAUAUAUAAAUAAUUAAACAAUUGAAUAACGUUUAAAAUAGUUUUAAUUUAUUAAAUGUAAAAAAAUAUAAGUUAUAAUUUAAUUUAUCAAUUAACAGAUCGUUUGAUUUUAAGAGGACGGUAUACCUGCAUGUGUUAUAGUACCUGCACGGAUAUAACACAUGCGGGUAUAACAUGUUCUUAAUGAUUUUAUCCAGGAAUGUCCUCAAUAAACCUGUUUGCAUUAUAAGUGCUAUUAUAUGGUUUAGAAAUAUCAUUUAUGUAAGUCGUAAUGUGG
Molecule: messenger RNA, 1725 nt
Organism: Myzus persicae (green peach aphid)
Lineage: Eukaryota; Metazoa; Arthropoda; Insecta; Hemiptera; Aphididae
Product: dynein light chain roadblock-type 2-like
Exons: 3
Coding region: 1103-1411 (102 amino acids)
Biological process (GO): microtubule-based movement
Cellular component (GO): cytoplasmic dynein complex; cytoplasm; centrosome
Molecular function (GO): dynein intermediate chain binding
Source: RefSeq, a predicted model, not a curated record